AUGAGCAAGGGUAAAAAUCGGUCAUCCAAGAAAGGCGCAGCUGCCAAGCGUCCAGCUAUUUCAAAGAAGCCGACACAGGUGCAAGCUCGUGCUCCCGUCUCUCAGCGUCCUGAGGAACGUGCGAGUCUCGAGCUGUUCGGUACCAGUCUUGCUGUGCUGGUGCUAGCCCUUCUGCUAAGCGGCGAUCCCACGCGUGGUACUUCGAUGCAGGCCUGGGAGCAUGCACGUAUGGCGCUGGCUGGAUGGCGUGUCCAGCUCCCAGUCUCCGCGAAGACCUGGACAGCCUGGACGCACGCGAUACAUCGUUUCACGUCGGCGUGCUUCUUCUUGUCAGGCGCGCGCAACAGCACAGUGUCAGGCGCCCUUUGGGAACGCUUCUCGAUGCUGUGGUCCUCCGAUUCGCGCAAGUAUGAGCGCAGCCCUUACGAUAUCUGCUUCGCGGUGACGUGGGGCCUUGUGCUGCUCGUCGUUCGCGCGGUCCUAAUGCGCGUGGUGCUCCUGCCGUCUGCGCGGGCUCUGGUCCGACGACCCGAUAGUCCGCAGGGUGAUGCGAAGAGCAUCAGACGCUUCGAUCGCAAGGUGCAUCGUUUCGCCGAGCAGGGCUGGAUCCUGAUUCUGUACGCCACGUCACUGGCACUGGUGUUGGCCGUCUCGCGCCGGCAGCCAUUCUGGCCCUGGAGGCCCGAGCAUCUAUGGCUGGAUUACCCGCGCACGACGAUGGACGCGCUGACCAAGGCGGUGUACCUGUGGGAGGCGUCGAACUAUAUUCACCAAGUCUUUGUGAUCAACCUGGAAGAACGUCGCUCGGACUUCUGGCAGAUGCUCACGCACCAUGCUGUCACACUCGUCCUCAUUAGUGGCUCGUACAUGUGUUGCUUCUACCCCGUCGGUAUCGUCGUGCUCCUGCUCAUGGACCCGGCUGAUGUGUGCCUGAGCGCGGCCAAAAUGCUCAAGUACAUGGGCUGGCAGACCCUGUGCGAUAUUAUGUUUGGCAUCUUCAUGAUUGUCUGGACCAUCACGCGUCACAUCGCGUACGCCUUCGUUUGGUGGUCGUGCUACAAGGAUGCACCUGCGCUUAUCCGCUUCUCGGACCGACUCAACCUGGCAUCAGGUCAUGCCCUGACACCCACUAGCUAUGUCGUCUUCCUGGUGCUCCUCGCGAUCCUUCAAGCUAUUUUGCUCGUCUGGUUUAGUAUGAUUGUUAAUGUGGCAGUGCGUGUCCUCACACAAAAGGGAGCCACCGAUUCGCGUAGCGACGACUCGGACGAGUAG
Molecule: messenger RNA, 1272 nt
Organism: Malassezia sympodialis ATCC 42132
Lineage: Eukaryota; Fungi; Basidiomycota; Malasseziomycetes; Malasseziales; Malasseziaceae
Exons: 2
Coding region: 1-1272 (423 amino acids)
Biological process (GO): ceramide biosynthetic process
Cellular component (GO): membrane
Molecular function (GO): sphingosine N-acyltransferase activity
Source: RefSeq, a predicted model, not a curated record